CCCUGGUGUCUGGUUGAUGCAAUGGGACAGUUUAGCCUGUAAGUAGCUGCAACUGAACUCAAGUCAUCACAUAACCUAGCAUACCAGAGCAGUAGCCUCCAAUUAGUUAUCUUGAUAACACAUUAAACCAACCCCUUUUGAUGUAUUGACUCAACAGUGCCACCACUUUGUCAACUUUGUAAUUUGAAAACUCGCUUCACUUUCUAUUCUUUCCUCUAACUGUCUUCUUCCGAGUUGACUACCGUUGCCCUUUUGAGAUUGUACCUAUGUGAAUCAUGAAAGCAGAGAACGUUAGAAACACUUAACAGAUGUUUGUGAAACUUAAACAUUUUAUGUUAAAAUUAUCUGACUUUCUCUCUACCCUUUCUCGCCAUAGGACGCUACCCAAUCAAGGACGAAACGAGUCAACCAGAAGACAGGUGUUUUCAAAUUCAAUUUCAGAUUCGCAUCCAAAAGUGGUCUACUUGGUGUAUGGUGUCAAUCCUAAUGCGUAAGAAACCAAUACUGUCAUUGUUAUUGUACUUUCUUUCACAGCGAAGGAAAUUUAAUAACAGUCACAGUCCUAGUGUUUAGAGCUCCCCAUUUCUAACUUCCAGCCGUGAAGCCUCCUUUCACAUGCUUGACAAAAGCUAAAGGAAUCGUUCUCUAUAGGAACCUGGAAGCAGCCAAUUAUCACUCUACUCCUUAUCAGUCUUGCUCUCUUCCUCUGUUCUCUAGCUGUCCUAACUGUGUGUGUUUACUGACUGUCCCCACAGAGACUACAAGUUAGAUGCACGCCCCCCAGAGGAUCACAGUCACAGAGAACAACACCCACCUGUUUAUUCCACACUCAACAGUAGCUCAUACCUGACAUUACACCCUGACACUCUUUGUUUGCUAUUUGUUUUUGUUUUGUUUUUGUUCUUUUCUCUCUCUCUCCCCCCUAGGUCUGUGUCAGUUUUAGGUCUUCCCCCUAACUGCUGCAAAACAUGGCUCGCCCCAAAGACCCUGUUGGCCACUGGAAGGACCUAGAAGCAUGGCUAAGUGUUGCAACGGACAGCCUCCUCCCUAAGGCCGCCGAAACGCUACAGCAUCUGACACAGGACCAGCUGGAUGAGAACCUAAACAGCCUUAUGACGCAAGACCCAAGCAAAAGCUACAAUCACAAAGACCUAGCCAAGAUCACAGGUACUCUGAGUCACGUCCUCAUUGCCACCCUCAAGCUGAGUGACAGGCAUUCCACCCAGCUCCAGCACAAGCUGACACAUAUGCAAUCCCACAUCAACCAGCUAGAACUGGAGGCUCAGGAACGACCGGAACAGCCAGAUGAGACUGAUCAAGCUGCCAAAGAGGAGAUCGAUAAACUUCAAGAGACUCUAGCCGCCACCACCCAAGAAAUGGAACAAGCCAAAGCCGACCAUGCUGACGUUGCUAACAAGCUUGAGUAUGUCGAACAGCGACUGGAAGAGGUAAAUGCUGACUCUAAAGACAAGGACAGCAGAACCAAAGUCUUCGAAACUCACCUGAGUGAAGCUAGACAUGAGAUCAGACGACUAACGCAGCAGCUGGACUACAUCAAAGAAGAGUCCAACAGCAUUAAAGAUGAACUCAAGCAUGCACAUGAACUGACACACAGUGAGAAAGCUGAGAGUUCACUGCCAAAACCCUCACCAGCUCCCUCUCUUCCAGCCUGCCAUGUAUCACCAUGUGGCCUGGACCUUAGAGACCUUGACAAGCUAGUCAAGAACCUGGGCAAGUUCACGCCGAAUUUGCCAGGCAGCCAAGAUGUUCACGCCUAUCUGCAAGACAUUGACUUUCACUUGGAAAUGAGACUCAAUGUCACUGACAAAGAUAGACUGUAUUUGCUCCGAGCAACCUCCAGCCCUGAAGUACGCAGCUUCCUGGACCGUCAGUCUGCUCACACAAAGACUGACUACCUCCUGCUCCGAGAAGCCCUCAUCAGAGAGUUUGAUGACAUCGAGUCUGAACAAGGACUUGUAGCUGCCCUGGAGACGAAACAAGGUUGCCAUGGGUCUUCUCAAGCCUACUAUAGCAGACUCAGACGAGCCUACUUCGGCACCUUCAAUGAACCUGAGAUGGAAGAGGACCUGAACUUCAAAAUUCUCUUCCUGAGAAACCUUCAUCCUGGGGUAAGCCACCAUCUUGGGGUUCUUACAUGCCCCCACACGAUGAACACUCAGCAAUUACGAGAUUUGGCACAUAAAGCCUACGUCAAACAAAGGACGUCUUCAGAAAAGACUGCCAAAAUCCCUGCUGUUUAUGACUUCAACACCCAAAGUCAAGAUCUGGCCCUUGAGGGUGCCCAAGGCCCAGACAAUGCUAAACUACCUCCCAGUGAGUGGAAUGUGUCGUCUUACCAUAGACAACGAGACAGUCAUGCUGAUACCAGACCUAAACAGUGGAACAGCAGCUUGAAAGGACUGUAUGGACGACAACACUCACCUGAACGUCACCGGGAGAGACCGUGGAACAGGUCCACCUCAUUUGCAAACCAAAGGGGGACAAGCUCGUGGGAAUCCAGUGGUACCUCCAAGGUAAAGCAACACCACCUUGACACAACCAGCCCAAGAGGUCAACGAAAGAACUCACAAAGAUUCCACGCUGAUCGAGCUCCAACUGAACCUCCAGAAGGAAAAACAUCACCAUGUUUUGACCCUCAGGAACUGAUGAAAAUGAUCCUGAAAGAGUUCAUCCAACGAAGGGAAGAGGAUCGGAAGUGGGAAAGGAAAGGAAAACCUGAUUCUGCCUGACAAGCAACGACCUCACAAAACAGCACCUCUUCACCUCACUUACAGAGAAAUGUAAAAGACUCAAUAGACUGUACUUGAACACCAGAGUUAGACGCUAACUCAACACCUGAUGCCUCAGGUCACCACUGCAUCACACAAACACUUGUGGAUGAAACCCUUCCAACUCCUAAGAGUGCCGUCUUGGUCGUUUGCCACUCCACUGAACUCAGAAUCAAUCCAAAUCCUACCUGUGCCAUGCCAACUCCAGUCCCUCAACUCCAAGUGACCAGAAAGGGGGAAGAUCCAACCUGCUGACACAGACCCACUAUUCUAAACUCUUAAUAUAACGCUAACCUGUUUUUGUCAUUUUAGGAAGUCACCUAGCCCUAGCUAUGUUUCCUAAACCCAACACAUACACUCUCCCCUCCACUGCACUGCUAGGAACAAUCUCUAGUAGAGAGGAGCUAUUACACAUAUGUGACACUUGUUUGUUAUGCUACCCUUACUCAAUGUCCUUAUGUCUCAGUGUUGUUUUCUUUUUCUCUCUCUAUGUCUUUCAAUUCAUUUCUCUUGCCUCAUCAGGGAACCCCCACAGAUGAUGUUUAAGUCCAGAGCUCAGAAUUGGGAUGGACUCCUUUCACCAAGCCUCACGGAUCAAUGCCCUAAAGGUGUGAUCGCUGUAUUGAUAAUUUAAUGUUGUAGCACCUGUCUGACGACAUGUCUUAGGCGAAAACUCAAAAGUUUUGUUAACCACAUUUCUUCAUUUUCAAUCCAGAACCAAAAAGAGGAUUGAAGGUAAAGAAUUAAAUUUAUUGGUUUUGACUCUCGUCAAAACAGCAUCGUAGGGUAUAUGUUCACUUUGACACUUGCCUUCUUCCUCCACGAGUGAGUAAAGGCCAUCCAAAAGUUGUUCAAAUGUGCACGCCCCACAUCUUGCGCAUACUUAGAUGCGAUAACGCUGACCAAAAUUUGAAUUCUUUACUGAUUGAGAUAAUGCCUAUACACCUUCAUUGAACCUUCAAUACCUUGGUUAGUCCUAGAAGCCUGAAUUCUGAUCAUACUAAACUAUGCUCUUCUACACCUUAAGUGUUGCUAACCCGAGCAUUCCAAAGUGCCUAAACCCCACAACAAGAUUCAGUUAGUGAUGAUGUUGUUUGUGUCUUGUGUUUGCCUGUUCUCUCUGCUUCUGCCUGUUUGUUCCAGUGCCUGCCAAUGUUCACACCCGGGAACAUCGCCAAUCAAAGGGGGAUGUAGUAACUCAUGGCCUGUCGCAGUGAACAGCACGAGUUAAAUCUGAAACCUCAGAAACUAGGUGCCAAAUUGUCUGUCAUUUAACUGGCUUGAGGGCUUAUACCAUCACGAUCACAGAGCACCAUUGACUUGAAUUGCAGAUUCAAUACUUUGGCUGCAGAUGUUCUGGUAUCCUUCAGCUAACUAGUAAAUGACUAAUAAACUUAAACAAUGGGGCUUUACAGGAUUUUAAGCGGGAAUGGCCUCACGAGACUUUUGAAUGACUCAGCUACAUGGUCAUGUGCUCGCCUCGGGCACAUCCUGCCAGAUAUACAAUUUCGUAGAGACAAAGAGAAAAUAAUGCAUACGAAUAAAAGACAAACUUUUAAAUUGUCAAAACUAAGGCAGAUGUAUCUUUGAAUAAUAUGCCAUGGUUUUCCUCAUAUGCUAUGUUUAUUCCAACCAACCAGGUUAAUUAUUGUGUUGUUUUAACCCUUAUUGCAGAUUAAAAUGAUCUGUAUGUGUCUGAAAUGUAUGAUGUCUGGUAUUGAACAAAAGCUAGUGACAUUUGCAAUACA
Messenger RNA from Danio aesculapii, 4537 nucleotides. RefSeq lists its product as uncharacterized. The transcript has a single exon. Bases 969 to 2750 code for a protein of 593 amino acids. The record is from RefSeq and is a predicted model, not a curated record. NCBI's taxonomy places the organism in Eukaryota, Metazoa, Chordata, Actinopteri, Cypriniformes, Danionidae.